Messenger RNA from Mya arenaria, 1314 nucleotides. RefSeq lists its product as uncharacterized. The transcript has a single exon. The record is from RefSeq and is a predicted model, not a curated record. Gene Ontology annotation, molecular function: nucleic acid binding. The coding region runs from base 1 to 1314 and encodes 437 amino acids. Lineage: Eukaryota; Metazoa; Mollusca; Bivalvia; Myida; Myidae. Gene Ontology annotation, biological process: DNA integration.
AUGUCUUUGUGCAAUGGGAAACCUGUGUCCAAAGGUAGCCCUAUAGCAAGUUUGAACCCUUUUGUAGAUCAUGAUGGCAUUCUACGUGUUGGGGGCAGGCUACAGAAAUCUAUACUGACUAAUCGUGAGAUGCACCCCGCUAUCAUUUCAAGAAAAUGUCAUGUAGCAUCUCUACUUAUACGACAUUACCAUAAGAAUGUCCAACAUCAAGGCAGACACUUCACAGAAGGUGCUAUUCGAGCUCAGGGGUACUGGAUCGUUGGGGCGAAACGACUCAUCUCAUCUGUGAUUCACAACUGUGUCCAGUGUAGAAAGCUUCGAGGACGGCAUGCAGAGCAGAUCAUGGCUGACCUGCCCAAGGAUCGUGUUGAACCAGCUCCACCAUUCACAUAUGUUGGCGUUGAUACCUUCGGCCCAUGGAAUGUGGUGACCCGCAAGACUCGUGGCGGUCAAGCUAGUAGUAAGCGGUGGGCAAUUUUAUUUACUUGUCUCACCAUCCGUGCUAUCCAUAUUGAAGUUGUGCCAGAAAUGUCAUCUUCAGCCUUCACUAACGCAUUGCGAAGAUUCAUAGCUCGAUAUGGAAAUGUGAAGUUGUUCCGGUCUGAUAGAGGAACAAACUUUGUAGGUUCAGUGAAUGAGUUAGGUAUUGAUGCUGUGAAUGUUGAGGACGGUGAAAUUCAUAGACUGCUGAAAAGUAAUGGUGUUGUGUGGGUAUUUAACCCGCCCCAUGCACCUCAUAUGGGUGGUGUCUGGGAGCGCAUGAUUGGGCCAGUGAAGCGCAUACUUAAUUCAAUGCUUUGUGAAACGUCUAUUAGAGACCUCACUCACGAUGUACUCAUUACUUUAAUGGUAGAAGUGUGUUCUAUAGUCAACGCUAGACCCAUAGUUCCAGUGGCUACAGACAGUAGUGUUCCUGAAAUACUGAGUCCAUCCUCAAUUCUGACUCAGAAGGUGGAUUUCGUGACCAAAGAGUUUGAGCAUUUAACUUUGAAGGACAUAUACAAAUCCGAAUGGAGACGUGUCCAGGUGCUCGCAAACCAGUUUUGGCAACGCUGGAGGUCUGAAUAUCUCCAAACACUCCAAACGAGAUCUAAGUGGCAACGCGAACAUUGUAACAUUAAACCAGAUGAUAUCGUUUUAGUGAAAGACUGCAAUGUCCCGAGAAAUAGAUGGCCAUACGGUAUAGUUGAGAAGGUGUUUCCCAAUGAUGAUGGAAAGGUUCGAAAGUUGUGUGUGAGAAUGUACAACGAAGGAAAAUUGACUGUUUUAACAAGGCCAAUAAGUGAACUUAUAUUGCUCGUUGAAAGUGAUUAA